Molecule: messenger RNA, 2511 nt
Organism: Corvus hawaiiensis (hawaiian crow)
Lineage: Eukaryota; Metazoa; Chordata; Aves; Passeriformes; Corvidae
Gene: FSHB
Product: follicle stimulating hormone subunit beta
Exons: 3
Coding region: 47-442 (131 amino acids)
Biological process (GO): G protein-coupled receptor signaling pathway
Cellular component (GO): extracellular region; cytoplasm
Molecular function (GO): hormone activity
Source: RefSeq, a predicted model, not a curated record
CUUCGCACUACAGCUAUUACUUCUAGGAAGGCAAGUGGAAUACAGGAUGAAGACCGUUAAUUGUUACGUGCUGUUACUUUGCUGGAAAGCAAUUUGCUGCAACAGCUGUCAGCUCACCAAUAUUACCAUAGCAGUGGAAAGAGAAGAAUGUGAAUUCUGCAUUACGGUGAAUGCCACGUGGUGCUCAGGAUACUGCUUCACAAGGGACCCAGUAUAUAAAUACCCACCAGUGUCAUUUGUUCAGCAAACCUGUACCUUCAAGGAGGUCGUGUAUGAAACAGUGAAGAUCCCUGGCUGUGGUGAUCAUCCUGAAUCUUUUUAUUCAUACCCAGUAGCUACAGAAUGUCACUGUGACACCUGUGACACUGACACCACUGACUGCACUGUGAGGGGACUGGGGCCAUCCUACUGUUCCUUCAGUCAGAAUGGAAGUAACCAGUGAAGGGUACUGGAGAGAGCAGUUUGGCUUUACAUGUUCCCUGCUAAGUAAAGGUACUGUUCAGGCUUAAAUGGAAGAUAACAGGCUACGCUAUUUAGAAACUGCCAAGACUGAAACAAAGAUUUUUAAGGCCAAAAUGAAGAGCUACGGACUAAACUGCUCUUCAGGCCUUUCUUACUUCACCUAUCAGUUGCCUUAAAGUCAUUUUCAUAGGUCUGUAAAAUGCUUCUUCUGCCAAUUUCUUCUGCCCUUUCCCCCUCCUCCUCUUUAUCACAACUUUGUUAUUUAUAUUCCUGUAUUUCCACUGCCUGGUUCACAUAGAUUAUGCUAUGCGUUUCUGUGCUUUCCAAAAGUUCCCAAGUUUCAAGUCUUUAUUAUCUCCUGCUUUUCAUCUCUCCUAGGAACACAUUUAUUUUAAAAAGGCCUUGCUGCUGGUUGUGGUUCUAUUAGCUGGAUUGUAAACCUCACUCAGCUGAGAUCCUGACUGAUUUUUCUUUGCAAAAUCUUUCCUAUAGUCGUUAUGCUCUGCAAAUAAUAACAGCAUGUAUAUUUAAGAGCCAAAAUCUAUGUUCAAAUGUUGAAUGUCACCUGAAUUCUUGUACUUUCUCAGUAAGGCUUGUUAGUUCAGCCUCAUUGUCACAGUAACACAAGUAACAUGAACUCUAGUUUGUACCUGGUUUACUUGAAAAAAUCAUCAGCUCUGGUUUCACCUGAGUGCAGAAUGUAGAAAAGAUAAAUGUUUAGCAUCAUUUAACAUAGGAGUCUCAAAAGUUAUUUAGGGAUGAAUCUAGAGGCACCUGACCCCAGUACUGCAAACAUGGUGUGAUAAUGUGCCUUGAAAGCCAUUCACAGGAGUCCCUUCAGAAAUGGAAGUUCACAGAACUCUGCAGCAGCCUAAUUCUGCAAAUACCAGUAUGAAGUUGGGGUGGUCUGGAAGUAAGCUGGAGAACUGACUGAAUCAGAAUGGGAAAUUACCUCACAUUAUUGAGAAAAUUAUAUGAAGCCUACAGAAGGAAAUCCUAUGGGGAAAAUGAAAACAGAACGUUCUUCAUCAGAAAAAUCACCUGCACAGCCAUGGAAUGGAAACAACGGAUUCAGCAGCAGUUUGGCACUGCAGGCUUGGUGGUUAGACAAGCAAAGUGAGAGUCAACAGCAUCCCAGCGCUGCAGAAAAGUGGGAAUGCAAGGAGCAGAGCCUGCAAGACACAACCUACAUCCACCACUCUGUUCUACAUGGUAGGGCCUUGGCUGAGUGGUUAUUUCUAGCUUUGAACACAGAACUUCAGCACGUUGAAAAACUGGAGGAAACUGACAGAAGAAUAAUAAGAAUGGCGAGAGGCCUAAAAAACAUCUUAGGAGAAAAAGAUUUAAAUAAAUGUGGUUGUUUUACUUAGGGGCAGGAACACUUAGGGGAAAUAUUAGCAGAACAUUCUACAUGCUUGAGGACUGUUACACAGAACUAAGAACCGUCAGUUCUCCAUGUCCAAAGAGAACAGAACAACCAAUGAAAGAUUCAGAGUAGUCACUAGCAAAUCUUCUGAAAGGUACAGACACCUAGGCACUGAAAUAAACUGUCGGGGGCAGUGGAGAAGGAGGGAGCGAGGGAGGGAAGGAAGGAAGGAAGAGUGUGGGCUCUGUGGAUUAGUGACCACUACAGGUCUUCAAGACCACAUGGAACCUGUUAGGAAUGACAGACAAAGCUAAUUCAGCACAAUGCAGGGGAAUGGAGUAGUAGUUUUCUGGCAUGUCUGCUUUUGAGACCCUUACAGACAUGCUUAUUUAAGGAGAAUUUGCCUGUUACUCUGAAUCUGUCUUAUAACAGAUAAUAGAUAUUUUACCUUAUUUAGUUUUUAGCUUUUUUUACUAAAAGGUAUUCGUUCUCUUGAUUUUAUUUAUAAGAUUUAUAUGCAUGGACAUUUUCUUUGGUCUAGUGAAGCUUUAGAAGUAGUAAAGUAAUAGAUAAAUCACAUGGGGUCUCACUCAUUUCAGUUUUAAACAUGAGUCAGUUUCAGUUAAAACUAAGCAUAUUUUUAAUAUCAGUAAUUGUUCCAUUCUAAAUGAGAGAAUUUUGAA